AUGUCCGAUGACAGAGGAAGCAUGGGCGAUGGCUGCAUGCCGCCAAGAGGAAAAGGAUAUUGCGGAUACUAUGAUACAGAAACUGGCAAAAUUGUCAACGAUGUAAAGAAAGACUACACAACGGAUGAUGACCCCUGCCACCUAGAUACAAUUCCUCCGAGUCUUUCAAAUGAAAGAGUUUUCUUUUAUGGAUAUCAUUCAUUAUUAUGUCAAUCAAAUGCCUAUUUCAGCUCAACAGAUUCACAGAAUGAAUGGAUGAUAGUAUCAAUUAUAAUUGCUAUAGGUUCCUGUAUAGUGAUCGCUGUUAUAUUCUGGUGGUCAAGAAGAACAUCUGACCCAAAUUCACAAGAACAAGCUCGGAUUAAUGGCAAAGAGGCUGUACCUUUGACUAAUGAACAAUCAGAUGCUAGUGCAGCGGUUUCAAGCAAAGAGGACACAGUUGACGAAAAACGGACUAGUGAUGACAUAACAUCAAUUGCGGUCUAUGGCAAGGAAUUUGUGUACAGAACAACACCAGCGAAACAUGUAUAUAGCAGUGGAAGUUCAAGUCAUAUACAUUCGGCUAAGCUUGUCUCUCUAUCAUUUUUUUUUUAUUUUAGACUGAUGUUUUAUUGA
Molecule: messenger RNA, 615 nt
Organism: Saccostrea cuccullata (small rock oyster)
Lineage: Eukaryota; Metazoa; Mollusca; Bivalvia; Ostreida; Ostreidae
Exons: 8
Coding region: 1-615 (204 amino acids)
Source: RefSeq, a predicted model, not a curated record